This is a messenger RNA of Falco peregrinus (peregrine falcon), 3687 nucleotides long. RefSeq names its product membrane associated ring-CH-type finger 1 (gene MARCHF1). Gene Ontology annotation, cellular component: lysosome; late endosome membrane; early endosome membrane. The coding region runs from base 289 to 1887 and encodes 532 amino acids. Gene Ontology annotation, molecular function: zinc ion binding; ubiquitin protein ligase activity; MHC protein binding. The transcript is spliced from 8 exons. Lineage: Eukaryota; Metazoa; Chordata; Aves; Falconiformes; Falconidae. Gene Ontology annotation, biological process: antigen processing and presentation of peptide antigen via MHC class II; immune response; protein polyubiquitination. The record is from RefSeq and is a predicted model, not a curated record.
CCUAGUCAGCACGAGGCGGUGUCUCUGGGUGCUUAGUGGACUCCUGUGGAAUCAGAUGGGAAACAAAAGCAGAAGUGGCAGCUGCUGCAAAUGUGGGAGCCUGUGCCAUUAGAGGGACGCGAUUGCUAAUAAGGGCCUGCGAGACCUGGGUUUCCUUGGUUUCCACGACAGUUAUUAGAGCUGAGCUUGGCAAAGCAAGGAUAUGAACAAUUAUACAGGUGGGCUACUCAGGGGGAGUGAAGAUAUAAGGCAUCCAAACAGGUAUUGGCAACCUGCAGCACUGUAAAAAUGCCCCUCCAACAGAUUUCUGUAGUUCCAGCACGGGAGACUGCCAGCAAUGGGAGAAGUUCCGUGGGCAGAAACAAAGAGAAGAGCAAGGAAGUCGAGAAUGAUAAAUCCCCAGGGCGUUCCACAAGUCGAUCAAGUAACAUUUCAAAGGCAAGCAGUCCUACAACAGGAACAGCUCCCAGGAGUCAGUCACGGUUGUCUGUCUGCCCUUCCACUCAGGACAUUUGUAGAUCUACUACUUUGCAUGACUUGUCAGAAGAUGAGCUUGAACAUGCAACCCCUGUCAUGGUGCUGACCCCUUCUAAUAGGGAGUCUGGUAAGAAACAAGUAAAACGAAGGUUUAGGCGGAAAAGAGAGACUGGAGACAAUGGUGAGCAUACAGAAAAGCAAGGAAAGGGGAAAGAAUGCAAAUUGCAUCCUGAGCCUGCGAGAUCCAGCUGGAAGGCAUCUGAUUCAUCAUCAUCUUCGGAUGAGAGUCAGUGGGCUCAGGCUAGGAGGAGAGCAAGAGAAAAGGCCAGAAUGGCCAGGAGAGGGAGAAGGAACAGUAGAUCGUGCAGUAACCAGGACUGGUUCUCAAAGAAUAAUGCUGUCGAACUUGUCACCUUGGGGACAAUGGGGAAAAAGAAGCAAGAGGUAUCUGACCCUGAGAAUCCUACUUUAAAUCACCGCCGAAGAAGGGUUCCAAAGCUUAAGGAGUCACAGUCUUCAGUGUCAUCUCAGGAAGCAAGGAUUUCCUCAAGAAAGUGUGGGAAAAGCAAAGGGAAAAGCUACUACAGAGAUCGGCAGCCUGCGUCUUUCCUUAGGCACGGCAGAGGUUCCAAGGAGCACUUUGCAGACGCAGGCUCUGGCAGUGAUGCUCUGGCAGUCCCAGAUAACAGAGCACCCGCUGGGGCAGGGUCCGGUGUGACUGAUGCUGUUCAGAAGCCUCCAGUGUUGUGUGAUGACUGGUCUGAUGAUUUAGAAGUGUGCAGGAUCUGUCACUGUGAGGGAGAUGAUGAAAGUCCCCUUAUCACACCGUGUCGCUGCACAGGGACCCUGCGCUUUGUCCAUCAGGCCUGCCUGCACCAGUGGAUUAAGAGCUCGGACACGCGCUGCUGCGAACUCUGCAAGUAUGACUUCAUAAUGGAGACCAAGCUCAAACCCCUUCGGAAGUGGGAGAAACUACAGAUGACAACAAGCGAGAGGAGGAAAAUAGUUUGUUCAGUCACAUUCCACAUAAUUGCAAUUACCUGUGUUGUUUGGUCAUUGUAUGUUUUAAUUGAUAGAACCGCUGAGGAAAUUAAACAAGGUAAUGAUAACGGUGUCCUUGAAUGGCCAUUUUGGACAAAACUUGUUGUGGUGGCCAUUGGAUUCACAGGGGGCCUGGUCUUCAUGUAUGUGCAGUGUAAGGUUUAUGUUCAGCUGUGGCGCAGGUUGAAAGCCUACAACAGAGUGAUCUUUGUUCAGAACUGCCCAGACACCGCCAAAAAACUAGAAGAGAAGAACUCUUCCUGCACUCAGACCUCAGACGUCAAGGAUGCAGUGGUGGUGCGAGUAGCACAGACAGGUACAAACUCUCAGCCGGCAGCUGAAGAAACAUCUGAGGUUAUGCCCGUUUGACAGACAGCGUUGUUUCUUCCUUGCAGAAUAAGGCGUAGUGUUUUCUACACUACAAAUGCUAAAAGAGAGCAGAAAUGACUGUGCAAUUUUUCAGUUAAGAUAACAAACAAAAAAACCACACAAAAACCAACACUCUACAAGGAAAAUGGAUGCAGCAAAGCAACUUGUUACUGUAUGGAAUGUGACGUUUGUGAAGUAGCUUCUCAACUAGUCAGCAAGUGUAGUGAAAGUGGAAGUGUAGAAAGUGCAAUAGAGAACAGGUUUAACAGACAAUGCCAAACCAAUGUGAUUACUUUUUUUUUAAUUGGAUGGCUGGGAAAAUAGAAACAGACCUGAUAUAAUCAUUUUGUUUACAGCAAACAAAACCUUUCAUCUGUUUACUACUAAAACUUUUACUUGCUAUUUAUCUUCUUAAAGAUACUCUUCGAAAAGGUACCAGUUAUAUGCAUUAAACUGAAUCAAGUUAACAAGAGCUGUAUCGCAGCACUCACUCUCUAAGCCUCGUGCAGUAACACAUGUUCAUGUGACUGCAGUGGAGCCUGAAUGUUUGGGCAGCUGUGGCAACUAAGGAUAUUUGAAACAUUUAAAGGGUAGCAUUGUUUUUAAGUAUGCCUGAAUUUUUUAAAAGUAAGCAAUUUCAACCAGUAUAAACUCAUGUCUCCAUAAGCUACAGGUAUGUUUUUUAAGCAUAGCUGUCAGCAAAGUACAGGAAGGAAAGAACCUUUAGGUACGUAUUUAGAAGAGCAGCUCAGCUGUUUAUUUUACUUUGUAAGAGUGAAUUAGAAAUUGGAUACACAAAGUUUUGAGGCAGGACUGUAAGUGAAAAAAUGCAGUUUGCUGCAGAAUCAUACAAAAGCAAGCUGCGUAUUAUCAAAAGUCUGAAAAAGGAUGGCAUAUAGGGAAGAUGGAAGCCAUUUUGGGUUUAAUAAGAUUCAUGAUGCAGAAAGGUAGACCUAAGAGAAUAUACCUACAUAUCUUAGAAGACAAUUAGUUUUUAUCUCCUUGUUCUGAAAAGUUAGGUUUUGUCUUCCUGACUGAAAACAUAAAACAAUGGUUUCCCUCUGUACAGGUAAACUUGAGGUGUUAGAGAUUCAACAGUUCAGUUGUUAACUUCGUGUUUUGAGCAUUCUCAUAUAAAAAUGAAGUGUGAAUAGCAUUAAAGGGUGCAACAGAUAAAUGAAUGUGGAUAUAACACUGUGUCCAGCAGGGUGAAUUUUAUAUAGAAACCAAUUUUGUGAUUCACUUCUCAUACUUGUGAUGUUCACCAUCAGGACACAACAGCGAGUGUUGACCUGGAGUACUUACAUACUGGCCUGGACAAGUCUGCGGCCUGAACGUAAUGUAUAUUUUUAAAAUAAGUUGAAAGUUGCUUUUUCAUCCUGUAUUUAGGUAAAGGAGGAAGCGUAAAUAAGCAAAUAACCAGAGUAAAGAGGAUAGCAGAGCACAGGUUCAUUCAAAGGGGAAAUUCUGCCACAUUUACAAGUGAACUAGACCUUCUACAGAAGCCUUACAGUUUCUAAUGGUAAUUUUUCCUCUUUACACGCUCCAAUAUCUACAAUUAAAUAACAGAGUUAUCCCAUUCUUGCAAAUAUCCAGGGUGCUGCGCCUAAGAUGUAUUGGAGGUUAUAUAUUAGACAUUCCUUCAUUAAUGUGUUUACUGGCUUAAGGCUCAGGGAAUACUGGAAGUAGUAGUUUCGGCAAGAAAUGUGUCUUUUAUCAGACCAUUAUAUUCUUUUGUAUUGGAAUUGCUCAAGUAAUUUGGCUGUGACAAAGUAAUUGUCAUCUGGCUAGACAGGACAC